This is a messenger RNA of Cornus florida, 1591 nucleotides long. RefSeq names its product purple acid phosphatase 17-like. Lineage: Eukaryota; Viridiplantae; Streptophyta; Magnoliopsida; Cornales; Cornaceae. Bases 437 to 1240 code for a protein of 267 amino acids. The transcript is spliced from 7 exons. The record is from RefSeq and is a predicted model, not a curated record. Gene Ontology annotation, molecular function: ferric iron binding; acid phosphatase activity; ferrous iron binding.
AUUUAGCCUCUCACCAGCAGCAUCGGCCCAUGACUCUACUCCAAUCCAAUCACAGUUGACGACAAUCAACACUCUACAACUAAAACAAGUGAACCUAGAACACUUUAAUUUCUAAGAGGUGGCUGGUUGCACACUGUUUCUCUCUCCAUAUAUAUGUGUGUGUAUAUAUAUAUGUAUGUGUGUCUCUGUGUGUUUUGCACUUUCAAAAUCCCAACUCACCUCCACUGAUUAGCCAUGGCUGGUUCAGACAACAGAACAGUGGUGGUUAAUUGUGUGGUUUUUGUUGGGUGUUUGUAUUUGCUGGUGCUUUGUUUCUACAACCUCGGAGCUUCAGAGAUUUGAACACCCUGCAAAAGGCGAUGGCUCGCUUAGCUUUCUGGUUCUUGGGGAUUGGGGACGAAGAGGUGCCUUCAACCAAUCUCAAGUUGCUCUUCAGAUGGGUAGGAUCGGAAAGAAAUUAGAUAUAGAUUUUGUAGUUUCAACCGGUGACAAUUUCUACGAUAACGGCUUGACAGGCGAGUAUGAUACCGGAUUCGAGGAUUCAUUCACCAAAGUCUAUACAGCCAACAGCCUGCAAAAGCAGUGGUACAGCAUCUUGGGCAACCACGAUUACAGGGGAAAUGCAGAAGCACAACUGAGCCCAGUCCUUAGGAGAAUCGAUAGCCGAUGGCUUUGCUUGAGAUCUUUUCUUGUCAAUGAAGAAAUAGCUGAGUUGUUCUUUUUGGAUACCACUCCUUUUGUGGAAAUGUACUUUAGUGAUGCUGAGAACCACACCUACGAUUGGCGAGGCAUUACCUCUAGGAGGACUUACACUGCACAUCUAUUGAAGGAUAUAGAAUCGGCGCUGAGCCAAUCAACAGCAAGAUGGAAGAUUGUUGUCGGUCAUCAUGCAAUCCGAAGUGUUGGGCAUCAUGGUGACACUCAGGAACUUGUGAACCGGCUUCUUCCAACUCUUCAGGCUUACAAUGUCGACUUUUACAUGAAUGGGCACGACCAUUGCCUAGAACAAAUCAGCGACACCAAAAGCCCCAUCCAGUUCAUAACCAGUGGAGCAGGCUCGAAAGCGUGGAGAGGAGAUGUUAAAGGAUUGAACGAAGAAGGUCUGAAAUUCCUCUACGAUGGGCAAGGGUUUGUGUCUGUUCAGUUGACACAAACUGAUUCUGUAAUCGAGUUCUAUGAUGUUUUUGGCGAAGUAUUGCACAGAUGGAAUGUGUCCAAGGAGCUUCACGUGGCUUCUUAGUGAUUUAGUGCCGCCAAUAGAGGAUGAUAUGGUACCCCAUUUGUGUUUUGGAUCGAUUAAUUUGUCGGGAAAGAGAAAAAAUGGAGAAGAGAGACAUUGAUUAAUGCAACAUUAGUGAUUUGAAGAAGAAGAAGAAGAAGAAGAAGAAGAAGAAGACAUUGAUUGACGCAGAAUUGGUAUGUAAAGAAGAAGAAUACAUCUCAUCAGUGAAGCACCAAAGUGCCAAUUGCUUUUUGUUUGUCAUUUCGAAUGGAAGUGUGAACAUAUAGACAUCUUUGUAUUCUCUAUAUGUGAGCUUGUACAACCACAUAGUGCCUAUCUCAUAGUCAAAUGACAAUUUUGCCCUUAAAA